Leishmania braziliensis MHOM/BR/75/M2904 is the source of this 729-nucleotide messenger RNA. RefSeq lists its product as hypothetical. Gene Ontology annotation, molecular function: sugar transmembrane transporter activity. Gene Ontology annotation, cellular component: membrane. The record is from RefSeq and is a predicted model, not a curated record. Lineage: Eukaryota; Euglenozoa; Kinetoplastea; Trypanosomatida; Trypanosomatidae. The transcript has a single exon. The coding region runs from base 1 to 729 and encodes 242 amino acids. Gene Ontology annotation, biological process: carbohydrate transport.
AUGAGCACCUUCACCGCCAUCUACAACUUUGUGACCUACACGGCAAGCGGGUUCUCGGUGAUGAUGAACGUGUCGCCACUCCUCACGAUUCGCCGGCUGGAGCAGUCGGGCACCGUGGGGGCGUCUACCAUCACUUUCUACGGUGCACAGAUGUACAGCGCCAUUACGUGGGCCUCGUACGGUGUCUUCUCCACCUCUUACCCGCUGCUCAUCUCGAACACCCUCGGCAACGCCGUCUCGACCUACUGUAGUCUCGUGUUCCUCGCAGUAGCGCGGCGGGAGGAGAAGUCAGGACGCACGCUGCAGUCCACAACCUACUCCAAGAGCGUCAUGACGUACGUCUUCUUCUUCCUGCUCUGCGCCGCGCACCUGCUGCUGAGCAUCAUCAUCAUUAUCUCUGGCCGACCGGAGGCGGCAAAGACGAUUACUGGCUACGAGGGGUGCGUGGCGAUCAUCGUGAUGCUGAGCUCCCCCCUUAUGGCGUUCAAGCACAUUGUGGCUACGAAGAACGCCGAGGUUCUCGCGCCGGCCAUGGUCGGCUGUGCAUUUUUCAACUCACUCUUCUGGCUCAUCGCGGGCUUAAUGACUGGCGACGCCUUCAUCGUCGCCCCCAACGUCCCGUGCCUGCUUGCGUGUUGCGUGCAGGUGGCGCUGCUGGUCAUCUACGGGCGGAGGCCGACGGCGCCGAAGGAGAUGAGGGAGGGCAUCGCUCCCACUCCUUUUGGCUAG